GAUCAUCCUCUGUUUCUAUAGUUAAUGGAGCCAUCUACAGUUUUACUAUUACACUAACAUUUUCAUCAUGCGUAAACAAAAUGAUAAUUAUCUUUGUUAAAAUAGUACAAGAGUUUUCAUGAUUCUUGAAGACAGUCGUGUGUCAAAGUUGUUCUGUUUACUGUCAAUGUAUAUACAUAUACUGAUAUCUGGAUGAAAAGAGAUGGAUGACUACGAUACAUAAUUGCAAAGAAUAUCAGCUACGAAACAAUAAACACAAUUUUCCUCAAAUUUUUAAAUAUACUUUUAUGCGUAGUUUGAGCAUAACCAAUAUGUCAGACGUUAAAAGUCUUGAAUACCCCACGUUAAAAGUUCCUUAUGAACUUUUGAAUAAGAAGUUUCGUUUAGCUCAAAAAGUCAUAGAUCGAGAAGCUUCAUAUGUUCAAGCAGCAGCAAAUGAAUUAAUGAAAGAUAAUAAAACUUCUGUCCCUGCUGGAGAAAUGAGUAUAUUAUUGGGAGGAGUUGUAGAGAAACUUCAAAAUUUAAAAAGAAAGGCACAAGAAUCUAUUGCAGAAGAAUUGCAAGCAGGAAUGGUUUGCAAAAGACGGUUAGAACAUUUAAAAGAACAUGCUAAUACUGCUCCAAGUGUUGUAAAUCAGUGGCGGCGACAGAGACUUGAUAGAAUGUUAAUAGAAUAUUUCCUUCGUAAGGGCUAUUAUAAAACUGCAACUAAAUUAGCUGACAGCAGUGAACUUAGAGAUUUAACAAAUAUAGAUGUUUUUAUGGUAUCCAGAGAAGUUGAAACAUCUUUAGCAAAUCAUGAAACUGCAAGAUGUGUUGGAUGGUGCUAUGACAAUCGAUCUAAGUUAAGAAAAUUAGGAAGUACUAUGGAAUUUAAUUUACGUGUACAAGAGUUUGUAGAGUUAGUAAGACAAGAUAGGAGGCUAGAUGCUGUUAAGCAUGCCAGAAGGUGUUUUACAAAUUAUGAUGAUUACCAGUUACAAGAAAUUCAGUGCUGUAUGGGACAGUUAGCAUUUCCAGCCAAUACAUCUCUCAGUCCAUAUAAGGAUUUAUUAGAUGAAAAGAGGUGGGAUAGAUUAAUCGAACAAUUUAGACAUGAAAAUUAUAGACUUUUCCAGUUGGCAAGUCAAAGUGUUUUUACAGUAGCACUACAAGCAGGUUUAUCUGCAUUAAAAACACCUCAGUGUUAUAGUGCAAACAAAGAAGGCAGAAAUCCAAACUGUCCAGUGUGUAAUGAAGCUCUUAAUGAAUUGGCAGUUCCAUUGCCUUUUGCUCAUUGUUCACAGUCUAGACUUGUUUGCAGUAUUAGUGGUAAACCAUUAAAUGAGUAUAAUCAACCAAUGAUGAUGCCAAAUGGAUAUGUAUAUGGAGAACAAGCACUAGAAAAAAUGGCUCAGGAAAACAAUGGUACUGUAGUUUGUCCAAAAACCAAAGAAGUAUUUCCAUAUAAAAAAAUAGAAAAAGUGUAUGUUAUGUAAAAUUUGCUGACUCAGGCACAACUUGUACUAUGUAUAGUGCAUCUUUCUCGUACUCUAACUCGGAAUAUUUACUGUUUAAUAUUGUAUACCGAUAUUAACAAAAGAAAUAACAUCUAUUUUUAAGGAAGUAUUUUUUGCAAAUUUUAUUUGUGAUCACUUGCUAGAAUAAAAUGUGAUACAAACAAAUUUAUGUGUAUGUUGUGGAAAACGUUCUAGUUUUUCGACAUAAAAUUAUAUAAAAUAUUAUACUAAUGCAAUUUAGUUAUUAAAUAUGAAAUCAGACUUGUCCUUACUCAUUUAUUUAACAUCAUUUUCUACAAUAAAUUGAACGAUCAAAACAAUUCCAUAAAUCUACGUCUUAAAACGUAUUUGUAACCAUGAACUUUGUAAGUAUAUUACAGUCAUUUUAUAUUUAUAUUUUGCAUGCCUAAACAUUUCAACGUGGUAGUGGUCAAAUUUGUAACAUUAAUGUAAUAUAAUUGCUGUAGUAGUUGUAUUGUGUGAUACUAUUCUUAUGUAAAAACAGAUGUACCACCAUUUCCAUUUGUUCAAGUCAAUAAUUUCAGUGUAUGAAUUUUACUGAAAUAAUCCUAAUCUAUGUAAUGAUAUGCAUCAAGCAAUUUUUUAGAUGAAACAUGUCCACGAGUGAAUCAAUAUAAAAAUAUUCUUUCUAUGCUCUAUCAGCUUUAAGUUCAAUGACUUCAUUAUUCAUUGGUUUCAUUGAAUUUCAUUUAUAAUUUAUUGUCUGGAUUACUUUAUGCGGAGGAUUGUCCUUCUAGGAAUUCGGAUUCUAUGUUUUAGAAUAAAAUUUAUGGUCAACUUGGGGUACAACAUUUGAGGUAAUUUAAGGUAUUUUUUAUCAGCAAAAAUUUCUUUAAAUUUAUCAAUAUAUCACUAUACGAUAAUCAAUUUAGCUGAGCAUAAUUCGAAAGUGUGUAAUAGUUUCUUCAGUUAUAGUUAGAUGCAAAUCGAUGAAAAAUGACAAACAGUAUUAUAAAUAGUAGAGAUUACAAGUUAAUGUAUAAUGUAUAUAAUAAAACUGCAAAUUUUUAAUCAUCACAUGUUAAAAACAUGUGGAAGCACUUAGACGGUAUUUACAAAUUUUAUCGAAACAACAAAAUUCCAUACUUAAUGAUGCAUACUUUUCCCUGCUUGUUUUUAUACUGAAAAAAUGUCAUACAUGUUUAUAUAUAUGUAUAUAUGGUAGUACAUAGCAAAAUUUAUUAAAAGUAUGUAUGUUCAAAUUGAUCUUUAGAUUAAUUAUUAUCUAAAUAGAAAUUCGUAAUAACCGUUAAUAUACAAAUAAAAUAGUAUACAUCAUUUACAACCUAUUUAAAAAUUAAAUUUUUGUUGUUCACUGAACGUAAAAUACAUCGUAUUUUACAGAUUCCAGACGAAGUUUUAGAAUAUAUAUAUAUGCAAACGUAUACAAUAUUCUUCAUAAAUAUACAGAAAAUAUUUAGAGAGAUUCUUAUUGAGCUUGUUAUUUUAUACAGUGUAAUACUAUUAUAGUACUUUGUUAUUACACUGCUUUAGUUUCUUUUAAUGCAUAGUGCAAUAAGUAAAAUAAAAAUACGUAGUAAACAUAUAAUACUAAAUGUUAUAAAAGUGCUUUUAAAUGCAAAAAAGUGUAACAAUUACAAAAGUGUGUAAGGUAAUACUUCUCAUUACUGAAAUAAAGAUGUUAUUGUCUUGAUCUAUAUUGAGCCUAGUGCUGAUCAGAUCAAUUUGAAAUGUCUCACAAAAUUAUA
This is a messenger RNA of Megachile rotundata (alfalfa leafcutting bee), 3229 nucleotides long. It is a transcript of the gene Kaz, whose product is annotated as E3 ubiquitin-protein transferase Katazuke. Gene Ontology annotation, biological process: proteasome-mediated ubiquitin-dependent protein catabolic process. Gene Ontology annotation, molecular function: protein binding; ubiquitin protein ligase activity. The record is from RefSeq and is a predicted model, not a curated record. Gene Ontology annotation, cellular component: cytoplasm; GID complex; nucleus. NCBI's taxonomy places the organism in Eukaryota, Metazoa, Arthropoda, Insecta, Hymenoptera, Megachilidae.